This is a messenger RNA of Eurytemora carolleeae, 2335 nucleotides long. It is a transcript of the gene Glut1, whose product is annotated as glucose transporter type 1. NCBI's taxonomy places the organism in Eukaryota, Metazoa, Arthropoda, Copepoda, Calanoida, Temoridae. Gene Ontology annotation, molecular function: hexose transmembrane transporter activity. Gene Ontology annotation, cellular component: membrane. The transcript is spliced from 9 exons. The coding region runs from base 9 to 2180 and encodes 723 amino acids. Gene Ontology annotation, biological process: monosaccharide transmembrane transport. The record is from RefSeq and is a predicted model, not a curated record.
AGAAGCAGAUGAAGAUCAUGAACCGGAAUCUGAGCGGAAAGCUGGAGGAACUACAUGGGAUUCAACACGUGGAUACACACGUGGCACUCUCAGAGAUUAGGGGUCAACUUCAUGAGCUCACACGCAGUGUUGAGUCCUGCCAGAGCGAGGUUUGUGAGGUGAAAAGAGACAUGAUCGCCAUCAAGCAUGAGAUCGACUCGGUCCAGCUUGUCAAAGACGAGAUAGAUGAGAUCAGGGAGUCUCUAGACAGGCUGGAGGUUGAGAGUCAGAGAAGGAAGAAUAAACUACUGGAGCAGGGUUUAACCUUCUUCCUGGUGUAUAGUAUAUUCUCUGCAGUACUAGGAAUGCUACAGUUCGGAUACAAUACCGGAGUAAUAAAUGCCCCAGAACAGGUCAUUGAGAAGUUUAUUAGAACAGCGCACAGAAGACGGAACGACGGAGAAAAUAUGACUUAUGAACGUUCCACAUUCAUGUACGCCAUCGUCGUUUCCAUUUUUGCCAUCGGCGGCAUGGUUGGAGGAUUUAUCGGCGGUUGGAUCGCUAAUAAAUUUGGUCGGAAAGGCGGGUUGUUAAUCAACAAUUUGGUUGGGAUAGCAGCUGCACUUGCAAUGGUGUUCUCUAAACAAAUUACUUCUUACGAACUACUUAUCAUUGGACGCUGCCUUAUAGGGGUUAAUUGUGGUUUAAACACGAGUUUGGUUCCUAUGUACAUAUCUGAGAUAGCACCAUUGAACCUGAGAGGCGGGCUCGGAACUGUUAACCAGCUGGCGGUCACUGUAGGUCUCUUGACCAGCCAGGUUCUAGGAGUAGAACCUCUCCUAGGAACUGAUGAAGGUUGGCCCUAUCUGCUGGGUAUAGCUGUAUUCCCUUCAAUCCUUCAACUGAUCCUACUCCCGGUGUGCCCGGAGUCCCCACGGUAUCUUCUCAUCUCUAAAGGACAGGAGCAGGCUGCUAGAGAUGCACUGAGAAGGUUGAGAAACACGCCUCAUAUCGAGGAUGAUAUUGAGGAGAUGAGGGCUGAGGAGCAGGCUCAGCAGGCGGAAUCAAAGAUCACGAUGUUUGAGCUUCUCCGCUCUCCAACCCUCCGAAUGCCUUUGAUGAUAGCAAUCGUUAUGCAACUGUCUCAACAACUGUCAGGAAUAAACGCAGUGUUCUACUAUUCUACAAAUCUGUUCAUAACCACAGGACUGAGUGAAACCUCAGCUAAGUAUGCAACUAUUGGUAUUGGUUCUGUGAUGGUUUUGAUGACUCUGGUUUCAAUUCCUCUGAUGGAUCGACGAGGGAGAAGGACGUUGCAUCUCUACGGACUCGGAGGAAUGUUCAUAUUUUCCAUUUUUAUAACGAUAUCUUUUCUAGUAAAGGAAUUGGUUUCUUGGAUUUGGUGGCUCUCUGUAGUAUCAACACUAUUCUAUGUUGUCUUCUUCGCUGUGGGCCCUGGAUCCAUUCCCUGGAUGAUUACAGCAGAACUGUUCUCCCAGGGCCCAAGACCAGCAGCUAUGUCUGUAGCUGUUCUUAUUAAUUGGUGUGCUAACUUUAUUGUAGCCAUUGGAUUCCCAACUAUGCAGACACUGUUGGAGAACUACACCUUCCUGCCCUUCAGCAUGUUCCUGGCUGUGUUCUGGGUGUUCACCUACAAGAAUGUUCCGGAAACUAAAAACAAAACGUUUGACGAGAUCGCGACUCUUUUCAAAAUUCAAAACAAACAAAAGAACUUAAUUAACUGCGUGAAUAACUUCACGGCUAUAAAUGAGCCUGGACCGAAUCAAGUGCUCCAGAAGAAGAACGAACAAGAAAUGAAUCCUCCAGUGCUGAUGGGGAACAUGAGAUCUCCGUAUCCUAGUUCUAGACCAGACUCUCCCAUCUCAUCUCCUCAAUCCCGUUCUCACUCUCCCACCUCGAGAUCUAGAUCCAGGUCUCCUUGUUCAGCUGGAUCCAGAUCACCUGGUUCCCCCCAGUCUCAGGCUAGUGAGGUGAGCAGGCAGGAGAGCUGUCACAGCAGGCAGAGUAGACAGAGUAGAAUAUCCCGAGCUACGGGUAAAACUAGCAGAUCUCGUUCAGCUAGUCCUUCUACUCCUAGACUAGCCAAUAACUGUAUAUCUCCUCCUCUUUAUCCCCGGAAUUUUCAGUUCUCCGGCCCUGAACCCCCUCGACCCUUCCCCGACGGUAGAUAUCCACACUGAUAGAUUCUCUUCAGAGGAAAUUAUAAAUAUAGACAAUUCUAAACCAAUUUGUUUAAAAUGUUAGUAUUAUUGUAAAAUAAAGUUUAGAGUUAAAUUUUCCGGUCUUUACAAUUCUCUUAACAAUAAACUGAUACAGUGAACUCAGUACAGAACAU